Messenger RNA from Blumeria graminis f. sp. triticale, 2706 nucleotides. NCBI's taxonomy places the organism in Eukaryota, Fungi, Ascomycota, Leotiomycetes, Helotiales, Erysiphaceae. The record is from the annotation of a GenBank genome assembly.
AUGUCAGCUUGUAUUCACGAAAAAGAGCAGAUAUCACAUACAGAAGACGUAGUUGGCUCACCAAAAGUCCCAACUUGUUGGUCUUCUGAAGAGGAAGAUAUAUUACUCGGGAAUGACCAUAAACAGCGUGAGACAACCAACAGAAAGGAUUCUGACGCUCAAGACCAAGACGAAAAAGAUCCAAAAUACAGAAGUUUAUCGCUAUCGUCGGUUGCAAUACAAAGAGAGCAUUCUCAGCGUCUCGAUGAUGAUUUGGAGAUGCUGCGAGUAGAAAGAGUUGUUUCCCGUAGUGAAACUAACGAGGAUAUGAUGGGUCGGCCCAAGAUGAAUGAUUACCGUUCUCGAAUAGACGGAGAACCAGUCGACAAUUUUGACACUGACACAUCACCUAUGCAUGAAAAAACAAAAUUUUAUCGAAUGCCAGCUGAUCCCACAACUUAUCUUGCAAAGCUAUUCAAGAAAAUACACCAGUCCAGCGUCCUGGUACGAUGGAUCGUUUACAUUAUGCCUGUUGCUCUCCUGCUCUCUAUACCACUUAUUCUCGGCCUUCUAGUUCUAAAAGAAGCGACGGUUGGUGAUGUAGAAGUUUUUUGGUUUGGGGUCUGGCUUGAAAUUGUGUGGCUAAAUUUAUGGCUUUCAAGACUUAUUGCCAAAAUUAUUCCCUGGCCAAUGGGUCUAGUAUCCAGUCUUUUUACAAACAACAGUAAAAAGUGGACGGACCUUGGUGAAGCCUUAGAAAUUCCAGCAACAAUAUUUUUGUGGGCUCUUUCAAUUGAGAUAUCUUUCCUAAGAACUAUGAAAAACCAUCAUCUACAUGGAAACCAGGAAGCGAGGAGCUGGGAGAAAACAACAAAUAAAAUUAUCGUUGGAGUACUAAUAGGAGCAACCCUAAAUUUUGCCGAAAAGAUUCUCAUACAGCUCAUUGCUAUGAGUUUUCAUUUGCGAACAUACGCAGAUCGUAUCGAAAUUAACAAAUUUCAAAUCUCUAGUUUAGUAAAGCUGUAUAUCUUUUCGAAGAAAAAAAUUGCGAUGAAAGACUCUGACUUCGAGUUAAGCUCUUCAUCUAGCAUUAAGACGCCCAUGGGCUAUGUUAACCUUGCGGGAAAAAAUGCCCGUCAUGUUUUCACAAAAGUUGGAGAUGUAGCUGGGAAAUUUGCUGGAGAUUUUACUGGUCAGACUGUGAAGACUAGCUCUCAUCCACAACAAGUGGUUAUUCAGCUUCUACGCUCAACAGUAGGCUCUCAGGUCUUGGCUCGUCGACUUUAUCGUACAUUUGCUCAAGAGAACUCAAAGACCAUUCUACCUAAUGACUUGAGAUUAGCAUUCGACAAUGACGAAGAAGCAACUGCCGCAUUUAAUAUGUUUGAUAAAGAUCUAAACGGAGAUAUUUCUAUCGAAGAGCUAGAAGCAGUCUGUGUCGAAAUUAGUCGUGAGCGGAAAGGAAUUACCGCAUCCCUUAAGGACCUCGAUUCAGUUGUUUCAAAACUGGAUCAAGUUCUCUUAUUUAUUGUUUUUGUGAUAACCACUCUUGUAUUCCUCUCAUUCAUAUCUAGUUCUGCGUCAGUUAUGCUCACAUCAGCUGGCUCCACAAUAUUAGCACUUUCCUGGCUCCUGCAAGCGACGGCUCAAGAAUUUCUUCAGUCUCUAAUUUUCGUAUUCGUGAAACAUCCAUUUGACGUGGGAGAUAGAGUCACCAUUUACGGUAAUACAGGGAAAUCGUUGACAGGUGAUGACUACUUCGUGAAGGAGAUAUCAUUACUUUACACCGAAUUCAAGAAGAUGGAAGGUCAUGUCGUCCAGGCCCCAAACAGUUAUCUUAAUACCAUCUUUAUCUUGAACCAACGUCGGUCUGGUGGUCUAGCUGAAGCUAUUCCUAUCACAGUCAAAUUUGGGACGACACUUGAGCAGAUUGAAUCUCUUCGCGAACGGAUGUUAGAAUUCGUAGCUUCCGAGAGCCGUGAAUAUCAAAAAAAUAUCCUCACCGAGUUAACGACCAUUUAUGAAGCUUAUUCUAUCACCCUCAACGUUGUUUUUUUCUACAAAUCGAACUGGCAAAACGAGCUGCUGCGCUUACAACGUCGAAAUAAGUUUAUUUGCGCCUUAAUGGUGACGAUGAACGAAUUGAAUAUAGAAGGUCCAAGAAUGCGUCUUGCGGGUGCUGCAGAAGAAUUUCCUCUUUAUCUUAACAAUGCUUAUUCAAAAAGUCAUGAUGCAUCACAGAAUCCUCACCCUGGAGUCUUGGAAGAUAGAGCGCGGGCAAUUAACACUACUGAACAAGUUAAAAUUCGUAAUCCGUCAAUUUUGCGUGGAAGGGGUGAUGUGAACAAUUGUAGACGUACUGAAUCUGUUUUAUCAGUAGGAAAACGUGUUGACUUUUCUCUCGGAAUGUCUUCUAUCAGCUCUGGUGCUGACCUUGGUGAUGUCUAUGGUGACCGGGAGCCAGUUCAAUUGCCUCCACUAAUGUCUUCGUGCUCUGAAAAUGCUGCAAAUAUGUCGAGGACAAAAAGUAGAGAUUCUGGAAGUACCACCAAAAAAUAUCGAAAUCGCCUAUUUUCGCGCAGAAAGUCUCGGGCUGCUGACGACAACAGUUUUCUUGAUGACCUUGAGGUUGGACCUGCAGAUGUUAUCAUGCCUGGUAUUGCCGAGGGUGGAUCAGAGGGGGUGACGCCGACGUACAAUACUACCAGUCCUCUACACCCAAUUUAG